Molecule: messenger RNA, 2196 nt
Organism: Oryzias latipes (Japanese medaka)
Lineage: Eukaryota; Metazoa; Chordata; Actinopteri; Beloniformes; Adrianichthyidae
Gene: elovl4b
Product: ELOVL fatty acid elongase 4b
Biological process (GO): sphingolipid biosynthetic process; fatty acid elongation, monounsaturated fatty acid; fatty acid elongation, polyunsaturated fatty acid
Cellular component (GO): endoplasmic reticulum membrane; endoplasmic reticulum
Molecular function (GO): fatty acid elongase activity
Source: RefSeq, a predicted model, not a curated record
GCCCCCGUGGUUUCCUCGGCUCCAGGAGAUUGAAGGAAGAUGAUGCUGCUGAGCGCCCGGCGCGGACCUCGUGCGUAGCUGGCCAUUCUUAGCCAUAGAUUUCGACUUGCCUUCUCCACCGAAUUUUUAUGCCAAAUUUAUUUUCCGAUGUCGAACUGUAACCGGAGCGGCGAGGACACCGAGUGACACCACAAAGAGAGGAGGAGGGUGCAGCAGCAACAGUAACUGGACGGAGUUGGGCUUCAUAUUACACCGGAUGCCAUUAUACGGUUUUAACUAUCAGCUACUAUAACAAGCCAGCAGUAGAACCAUGGAGGUUGUAACACAUUUUAUGAAUGACACUGUAGAGUUUUACAAAUGGAGCCUUACUAUAGCAGACAAGAGGGUGGAGAACUGGCCAAUGAUGUCAUCACCCUGGCCCACCCUGGCCAUCAGCUGCCUGUAUUUGAUCUUCCUGUGGGCGGGGCCUAAGUACAUGCAGGACCGCCAACCCUACACACUCAGGAAGACCCUCAUAGUCUACAACUUCAGCAUGGUGGUCCUCAACUUUUACAUCGCCAAAGAGCUUCUGCUAGCAUCGAGUGCUGCUGGAUACAGCUACCUUUGUCAGCCUGUCAACUACUCCAAUGAUGUCAAUGAAGUCAGGAUAGCCUCAGCUCUUUGGUGGUACUAUAUUUCCAAAGGAGUGGAAUUCCUGGACACUGUGUUUUUCAUUCUGAGGAAGAAGUUCAAUCAGGUCAGCUUCCUUCACGUCUACCAUCACUGCACCAUGUUCAUCCUUUGGUGGAUCGGGAUUAAAUGGGUUCCUGGAGGACAAUCAUUUUUUGGUGCAACCAUCAACUCCUCCAUCCAUGUGCUCAUGUAUGGUUACUAUGGCCUGGCAGCCCUGGGACCACAUAUGCAGAAGUACCUCUGGUGGAAGAAAUACCUCACUAUUAUUCAGAUGAUCCAGUUCCACGUGACCAUCGGCCAUGCUGGCUACUCCCUCUACACCGGCUGUCCGUUCCCCUGCUGGAUGCAGUGGGCUCUGAUUGGCUACGCCGUCACCUUCAUCAUCCUCUUCGCCAACUUCUACUACCACGCGUACAGACGCAAACCUUCAGCGCAGAAAGGAGGCAAACACGUGGCGAACGGCACCUCCCUGACUAACGGUCACAGCAACGCAGAGGAGGUGGAGGAGAACGGGAAGAGGCAGAAGAAGGGGAGAGCGAAAAGGGAGUGAAGGAGGAGGAAGCAGCUGUGUGGUGACAGAGGACAGGAAGAAGGGAGGGAGGAGAAAUCAAAUCAGACGCAUCCCUGCUGAUACUGUAGAUGUCUGGGACCAACAGGAGGAGAUGAACGGAUAGCAGUGUGUGUUUGUGGGCUUGUCUGUUAAAAGAAAAAAAAGAAGUUGCUGAUCUUGUCAGGGAGAAAAAAAUGUCUCCAUAAGAGUUUAUUUUAACCAAAACAAAGAAAAUGUUUGAUGUUGUAGGCUGUUUGCUCCUCUGUCCAACUUUAUUUUGGGCUCUGAUAGGACCAAAAUGUUUAAGGACCUUCAACCUGCUUUACUUCUAUGACCAAAAAAAGAAAAAAAAAUCACCUUCAUGUUUUGUACUCUGGACUCUCAUAUUUCAGCUUGAAUAGUCCUUAAUAUGCAAAUGUAUAUAUUAGUGCUUUUGAAAGUGACGUUUUAUCAUAAAGAGGGGAAAAAUGACCAACUGGAUUAUGUUGUUUUGUUUGCUACACUACUACAGACGUGUAGUUGGGUUGACGAUAGUCCACAUCUAUAACUGCUGUUCUUCACUUAUGUCAGUUUAACAUAUCACAAACUUUUUAUUUAUUUCUGCGUCCAGCUGGAAAAAAAAAAAAAACAUUGCUGCGUUUACAAGAAGAUGCUAUUUCCUUUGUUUGUUGUGGGAAACGAAUGACCACACUGUAGAACUUCUUUUUAUUCUAUGGGGGAUAAAAUACAUAUUUUUGUGGGUCCUUAAGGUUUAUUUGCUGUGUAAAGUAGCAGAGGUGAAAAAAAUAAGAGAUUGAUAUUUGGCUCAAUGCUGUCUCACUGCCGGUUAAAGAUAAAGACGUUAUGAUGACAGGGCUUUUUUUUUUUUUUUUUAAAGAAAAGAAUUGGUCGUUUCAAUCUUAAAACAAGGUGACACAGCUUCCUGGCUCCACAUAUAAAUGAAAUAAAGACAGUGUCAGCACACCUUCACAGAU